Molecule: messenger RNA, 2072 nt
Organism: Tigriopus californicus
Lineage: Eukaryota; Metazoa; Arthropoda; Copepoda; Harpacticoida; Harpacticidae
Product: tubulinyl-Tyr carboxypeptidase 1-like
Exons: 2
Coding region: 882-1748 (288 amino acids)
Biological process (GO): regulation of angiogenesis
Cellular component (GO): cytoplasm
Source: RefSeq, a predicted model, not a curated record
UUUGUUGGGGCUUCACUGGGCUAGCUGGGAGUUGCGCUUAGUAUUAGUGGAACUGGAUCAAUCAAACCAACCAGCUAACCAACGAACAGACGUGAUUUGAAAUGGCUUGGAAGAACGGGCCGAAACUCAUGGGGCCCUUAAGCGUACAUGCAUUGAGCCAUUGAUCAAGCCUACUUGCUAUUAUACCGGAGGCUCCAUUCAAUGGCAAAGGCAACUUUGCUUGGGACAAGCAGUGAUUGGUCCCUAUUCUAUUGAUUCAAAAAGGACUCAAACCGCUUCAUCCCAUUUAGGUGACUGUCGAACUGAAUUGGAAUGUCUGUUAAACGUAGGAAAGACCCUAUGCAGUUGGGGUGGAACCCGAGUGAGUGUGUGCCAAUCAGUGAGGAAGAAAAGACAAAACAACAACAACAACAACAAUAACAACAGUAACAACAAUAUUGCCGAGCGAUUGUCAUGUUUGUCUUGGACGAAGAACGAGUAUCUUGGAACUAAACCAUACCCAGAAGCAUGGCUUCCCUCUCUGAAUACUCUCAGAGGGUUGUGGAUAAAUGUCUGGAGGAGCCCUUGGCCACAACCAAUCGUUGUGGUUUGUAGACGUGUGAAAAGAGCCCAAGAGGAGAAUGGUCGCGAGCCAACCAACCAACCAACCAACGAGAGAUUGAGCGAGGUCCACCUUUAAGUUAAGUGAAAAAGGCCAUAAUCCGACGUAGGUAUAAGCGGAUCCGCCGAGUGAGUCAACGAAGCCCUGCCAAGGAACGCGUUGCGUUCAGACCAGAGGAGGCGACCGACGACCGAAGGACACGAAAGAGACAGAUUGUCAAGGUCGAGGUUACAAGGAUGUCGCUCCCCGAACACAGUUGUGUUUGGGCUAGUGACGGGCCAUGAUGCCAGGCACCAUGUCCCCGCCACCUAAAUCACCGGGCUCAAAAUGGCCCAUCUUUCUUGUGAAUCGCAGUGGAUUGCCCUUUGAUGAGCUCACGUGGAAUGAGCUAUGGGAGUUCGCAUCUUAUCUCUACCCAGAAGCCAGAGCAAGCUUCCAUAACAUACAGGGCGCGGAAACCCUGGACGAUUUGCCCACUCCUCACCCGCCGUCGAUAUCGAUGGCCAAGCAAGGACGCAUCCUGGAGUAUUUGCGCAAAGUCCAAGACUACAUGAAUAGACUUUCCUACAACCACACAGGCACGCAGUUCUUCGAGACCCGCCCCAAUUCCUCGCUUCACACUCUCGUCGAGGCAGCUAAAGUGAUUGUACGAGAAGCUUUGCCCAUCAAAUGCAUGGAGGCGGUUGUGUUGGCCAUCUACUUGACCAAUGGAGUGCCAGGCAUGGGGCGAUUCACCAUCAACUUCAAAUCUGAAUUGCCCCCCGUUCAAAAACUUUCCUCUCACGCCCAUCUUCAGACAUCCGCGUCAUCGAAGCGCUAUUUCUACCACGUCGUCUUGGGCGUGGUCUUGGGAAAUCGUUUUGGAGCGAUCGGUUUGAGUCGGAGAGCCAAUCUUAUGAAUAAAUCCGUCCAAUUUCCCUCCUUGAUGGAUUUAGUGGACGAGUUCGAGAGAAGUUACCAAGAAUGCGGCCAAAGAUUGGUCAAGAUCCGCAUUGGAAGACUAAUCUCCCAUGAUCAAUAUUCCAUCUCUCCGAUACCAUGGAAGGGAAUCACAAUCCAUCCACGGACGGAAGAGCUGAAGGACGUGAAAUGCAAGGUUGAAAGACAUUCGAAAGAGUUGAGAAGCGCUCUCCGAGGAGCGAGAUAGCGUUGUCCCAUAUUCAAAGUAUGCCUUGCUUUCUUGGUGUGCCUUGGCAUUGACAAGGAACAACCUCAGCCACACAGCUGUGGCUAUAUGAGUUUCAUACCGUAAUAGAUGUGGACGAGGACAAUAACGCCACCGACUCUCAUUCAAGUUGAUGGUACGAUACCAUACCAAUUGUGACAGAUUGGAAGGAAGAAACGGAUCGAGAAAAAUAAAGGAACAAGAACCUUUUCAUCGAGACAUUGCAAUUGACAAGAAGUAUUUCAUCCAUCUUUCUACAUGGUUAUGAAAUGAAUGAAAUUAUAAAUAGGUAGGGCGAUACUGUUU